Molecule: messenger RNA, 1376 nt
Organism: Ilex paraguariensis (yerba mate)
Lineage: Eukaryota; Viridiplantae; Streptophyta; Magnoliopsida; Aquifoliales; Aquifoliaceae
Source: the annotation of a GenBank genome assembly
UUGGAAUUUGGAACCUUACCAGAGUUAAAAAGGAAAUAGCGAUGAAUCUGCAGAUGAAAACACAGGGCAAAGUGUGAGUGGGGGGGACACAAGGAAAAUGGUACGAAAGGUUUUUUUCCACAACGAAAAGCAAGUCAAGUCGUCGGUCGUUGCGCUCUUUUGCAGUCCAGUCUUCCUUGAGGAGAGCUUGAAGAAAAGCAGGGCCGAUUACUUCUUUGACUGGACCUGCUAUAGUCCUUCUCCUCUCCUAUGGUACUCCUCACAAACGUAGCCGGCUCUCAAUUCUCAAUUGAAUUGAACCCAAAGCUUCAAAUUCAAAUACACCCAGAUUGAAUGUCGUAAGGACGGGCUAAGGUGUGGUGGAUUCAUAUUUAAAUCUCUAAUAUGUAGCAAACAGCAAUCUUAGUUGUGUCCUAUUUGCUAGUUCAAUUGGAUUAUGACUGGUCUUUUUAUGAGAAUGACAAUGAAUAGCAGCGCCCAUACUGUUCUUAUUGUUGUGUAUGUCUGGUUGCUGUCGAGUGGCACUUUCAGCUAUGGAGAUAAGAGGGAUAUUGAUUGCUUGAGAGCUAUAAAAGAUUCGUUGGAGGACCCAUUAAAUUACUUAAGCUCUUGGGAUUUCAAAAACAGCACCGAAGGUUUCAUCUGUGGAUUUAUUGGGAUUGACUGCUGGCAUCCUGAUGAGAACAGGGUGUUGAAUAUCCGUCUUUCGGACAUGGGACUCAAGGGUGAGUUUCCACAAGGUAUUGCGAAUUGCACAUCCUUAACUGGCGUAGACAUGUCCAGCAACAAACUGUACGGACCUAUUCCAUCUAACAUCUCUCAAAUACUCCAGUUUGUGACAUCUCUUGAUCUCUCCUCCAACAAUUUGUCAGGAGAUAUCCCUUUGGACCUUGCAAAUUGUUCCUAUCUGAAUGUCCUUAAAUUGGACAACAACCAGUUGAGUGGUCAGAUUCCUGCACAAAUUGGCCUGCUUGGUCGAAUCAAAACUUUCAGUGUUUCAAACAAUCGCCUGACUGGUCCAGUUCCAACAUUUUCCAAUGCUACUAUUUCAGCAGAUAGCUAUGCAGGCAAUGCAGGACUCUGUGGGAGUCCUUUGCCUGCUUGCAAGGGACCCCCAAAGAAAAGCAACACUGGAAGCAUUGCUGGGGCAGCUAUGGGUUAAGACAGAAAGACACCUAACACACACACACACACACACGCAUAGUCUCUUGGCGCACUCUUGUUUUUGCUAUUACCGCCAAAUAUAGUUUGGAUAUGUAAAGGAGAAAAUAUUCCCGACGUCAUCGGUAAAUAUGUAGUAUUAUUUCUGGAGUAAUAUUCCCUACGUGUGAACUUAGCUUAGUUUUUUAUAUUCCACGCUUUAUUGAUUCAGCUUG